Molecule: messenger RNA, 2897 nt
Organism: Formica exsecta
Lineage: Eukaryota; Metazoa; Arthropoda; Insecta; Hymenoptera; Formicidae
Product: caspase-1-like
Exons: 6
Coding region: 1104-2078 (324 amino acids)
Biological process (GO): proteolysis; apoptotic process
Cellular component (GO): cytoplasm
Source: RefSeq, a predicted model, not a curated record
ACACACACUUGCGUUGUUCAUAAUCGUCCUUUAUUGCAUUGCUGACUAAAUCAAAAUUUGGACGUGCAAAUGUGCAUAAAAAGCGCGUCGUUUUUACACGUCGAACAGCCUCAUUGAAUUGCAAAUGCUUCUUUUUUCUCCUGCACGUCAUUUAUGUGUGCGUGCACAUGCGUACGCGCGUACAUAUAUGCUUUUUUUUUCUCUCUGUCAUUUCAAGGCAACCCGCAUACCACUUGCGCGAUGGUCGCGACGAUAGAUCGAUGGAACAAUCUGCGGCUGAUGUCAUUAUGAAUUUUGAUGCUAUCGCGCGCGUUCAUCGAUCAUCAUUAUUCAUCCUCAUUUGAAUAAACUAUUUAUUCUCGCCGCGCGAGGAUCAAAGACUAAUUAAUUCUUGUUUUUUUUCUUUUCUUUUUUUUUUGUAACUAUUCUCUGUACUAGUAGGUAUAUCAAUUGCGCAUUAUUCGUGUAAUAGAAAGUAUCGCAACUUUUUCGAUAUAAACAAAAUAAAACUUUUAUGUACAUAUUAUUUAUCGCAAAAAUAACUUUAUAAUUUGUCAGUGUAUUUAAAAUGUGUCACGAUAUAUUUUUUGACUGAUUAAUCGGAAAGUGCGAUUAGCAUGUGUUUAUGUGAACGGAAAAUAAUCUUCUUUAAAGUACGUUUAACGGAAACCAUAACCGCAUCGAGGAAGCGGUUAACUACUAAGGAAUCUUUAGUUCUUUCCAGUUCGCGAAGAAGAACGUCAAAAGUAGAUUGUUUCGGGACUAUUAUAAAAAGUGACUGUAUCGAUAUAACCGCAUAUUGAGUUCAUAGAAUUGUUAAAGAAACAAAACAAAAAAGUUCUGUUUUUUAGCGCGAAAUUGUUGUUGUGAAAUUUCUUCUCGAGAAAUGCGGGCUUAAAAUUUAAAGAACUAUUAUAUCGAUAGUAAAUUGUCACAAGAAUCCCGAGUCUCGCUUCUCAGAGUAAUGUCUCAAUACGGCUUUCGGUGUUGAUGUCAUUUCGCUAGAGAUGUAUCUUUACUCCUUUCACCGGCACACAAAGUUGUGAGAACGAGCAGUGGCAAAACGCAGAUCGUGGGAUCGUUAAGAGAUAUCCGGAGGUAACAUGGAAGAGAGGGACAACGCAAAGUGCAUCACGGAGCGGAAGCAGCAAAAUGUUUCGUUGCCGGAUAUGUCGCAAUGGAGCGUGCCGGACGGAUGGCCGUUCAGGAAAGCAAAUUCAAGCAGGCACUCAAUCGAUACCCAAAAGGCCGUGAAAAUCGAUCUCGAUCCAUUCGCCGAGGAAUACGACAUGAACCAUAAGAGAAGAGGAGUAGCGCUCAUACUAAACCAUGUUCACUUCGAGAGCAUGAGCACGAGGAAGGGAUCCGUAAAGGACUCCCUACAUCUGAAGGUAUCAUUAAGCAAGCUCGGAUUCGACGUCCGGAUUUACACCGAUCCAACGGUCAAAGUUAUAGCCGCGACCUUACAGUCGACCGCUGCGGAAGACCACACGGAUGCCGACUGCCUGAUCGUGGUCGCAAUGUCACACGGCGAGUCGGGUCUAUUGCAUUCGACCGAUAGCCUGUAUCCAGUCGAUAUGCUGUGGACUCCCUUCACUGGCGAUCGAUGCUCCACUCUGGCCGGGAAACCAAAGUUGUUCUUCAUUCAGGCAUGCCGCGGGUCGCAACUGGACAAAGGGGUGAAAAUUAUUCAUGAGACGGAUAGCAAGAGAACCACAUACAGCAUUCCCACCUAUGCGGAUAUCAUGGUUGCGUAUUCCACUUAUGACGGUUUUUACUCGUGGCGUAAUCCGGACGUGGGCUCUUGGUUCAUACAAGCGCUCUGCGAGGAGCUGGAUCUUCACGGACGUAAACGCGAUCUACUCAGCCUAAUGACCUCCGUGAACCGUCGCGUCGCCAUCGAGUAUCAAUCGUACGUGCCGCAAAACGAAAAAUUCCAUGGAAAGAAGCAGAUCCCGUCGAUUGUCUCGAUGUUGACCCGACUCGUGUACUUUCCCGAUAAGUGCACAUCGAUACCGGACGAUCUCGACGAUGUAUCAGAAGAAAAGAAGUCGCAGGUUUGCGAAAAAGUAACAUAAAACACGAAAGAACGUUGGCGUUUCUCGAACGCAAAGAAAAAUGAUGGAUUUUCCGUCAGGAACUGACAAAUUGAUUUCGAUUAUUUUCAUGCAUCAAAUUUGAAAAACGAUCAUAGAGAUCCGCGUGACUCAUCAAAUAUGUUUAAAUCUUGUUGCGAUCAAACGUAUAUACCCGAGACAAAAUUUUGCUCUUAUUUUCAAUCUCAUUUUUUUCACACUUAUGGUUUCUAAAAGGUUUUGAUAUGUUUAAUCUUUACAGAAAUUAAGUUUCUAUUUUGGACCUCAAACACGCAAUAAACAAAUAAUUUCAAAUGUAAUUUAAUUUUAAUUCGGGUUUCAACGAGAUAAUAUGCUAUCUAUUUAGCUAAAAAAUAUAAAUAGUUUUCUACCUUUCUAUUGUUAUUUUAUUGUCAGAUGAGAUAAAGCGACGAAUAUCUUUAAAUAGUAUCUAUACUGCCUCCAUAUUUAAUCAAAUACUAUUCAUUGAGAUUAUCUUGUUCGAAAUACAAAAUUCGAUUUUAAGAUUCGUUUUUGUCAAUACCUUUCUGUUCGUGUGAUUUAUAAAAAUGUGCAUUGUUAGAAUAUUUUAUCUAUUAUUGUUAUCGUUAAAGUACUAUUGUUCUCGUUAAACCAUAAUAGCAAAUUGAAUAGAAUUAGGAAUUGCAAAAUUGCCUAAUAUCUGGAUAAUGCUUAUUUAAUACUCUAUGUGUUUAUUGUACAAUUGAUUUGGCAAAUAAAUUAUGGAAUAUCACGUAAAGAGCAUAAUAAUGUUGAUAAUGCUCGGCAAAGUAAAAUAAAUCGCCAGUACGUAUUAAGCAA